Messenger RNA from Vombatus ursinus (common wombat), 2718 nucleotides. RefSeq names its product 3-hydroxy-3-methylglutaryl-CoA synthase 2 (gene HMGCS2). Gene Ontology annotation, cellular component: mitochondrion. The transcript has 10 exons. The record is from RefSeq and is a predicted model, not a curated record. Gene Ontology annotation, biological process: acetyl-CoA metabolic process. NCBI's taxonomy places the organism in Eukaryota, Metazoa, Chordata, Mammalia, Diprotodontia, Vombatidae. Gene Ontology annotation, molecular function: hydroxymethylglutaryl-CoA synthase activity. Bases 692 to 2224 code for a protein of 510 amino acids.
AACCUUUGUUUACUGCCACAUUAUUCUAUCUAGAGCUAUAUAUCCAGCAGCAAAGAAAAACAAAGAAUCCACACCAGGCAUAAACACCUCCCUUGACUACAAGAUGUGACCUAUGGCCCACAAAGUUCCCCGCCCACCUCCUAUUUACCACACAGUCCACCUCCUGUUUACCACACAAUUUCCCUAUUAGAGAUUCAUUCAUUUGGAUUUUUAAAACUUUGGAUAACCAGGGAGAUUGGACAAUAAUCCCUCUUGCCCAACUAUUUCCUCAGGUCUCUCCUGCCCUACAAUUUCCAGAGUCUUUUUUCCCUUUGGCUGUAUUGUGAAAGAAGGAAAGGGAAUUCUUCAGGCCCCACUGAGAUGGGUAAACUCACAGGGUAACUGUAGAAUACGAUGGAGACAACUCUUCCCUCUGUCUCCCACCUCCACACCCCCAGAGAAACAACAAACUCCAAAGGCCAGCACCUUGAUGCCUGUCAGAGACAAUGUUUUCUAUUGAGGCCUCAUUUGGCUACUGUACAGCGAGACCUUUGGUCCAGUUUUAGAAAAUGAAGAGCACUUACUCUUGAUAAACACGGGGUGGAGCCUCCCUAGGCAGCAAUCUGAGGAGUAUAUAUAAGACCCAUCGGACCUUCCAAGAGCAUCCCCCGGCCGUCCUGUGAGCUGAAAACUUUCCUCUCUGCUUCGCAAAAUGAUUCGGCUAAUCAGUGCUGUUAAGCAGACGUUGCCCGUGAAAUCAGUGCUGCAGAGGCCCAAGAGGACCCUCAUCCCAUCAUCUCCCCUUCCCACAGUCCACCAGAGGUUUUUCGCAGCCUCCACUGUUCCUCUGGCAAAAACAGAUGCUUGGCCAAAAGAUGUGGGCAUCCUUGCCCUGGAGGUCUACUUUCCUGCCCAGUACGUGGACCAGACCGAGCUGGAGAAGUACGACAGUGUGGAAGCUGGCAAAUACACAGUGGGCUUAGGGCAGACCCAGAUGGGUUUCUGCUCUGUUCAAGAGGACAUUAACUCCCUGUGCUUGACGGUGGUUCAACGGCUGAUGGAGCGUACCAAGCUCCCUUGGGACAACGUGGGCCGGCUGGAGGUGGGCACAGAGACUAUCAUUGAUAAGUCCAAGGCCGUCAAAACAGUGCUCAUGGAACUCUUCCAGGAUUCAGGGAACACAGACAUAGAGGGCAUUGAUACCACCAACGCCUGCUAUGGAGGCACCGCGUCCCUCUUCAAUGCUGCCAACUGGGUGGAAUCUAGCUCUUGGGAUGGUCGCUAUGCUAUGGUGGUAUGUGGUGACAUUGCUGUCUAUGCCAGUGGGAAUGCUCGAUCUACGGGUGGGGCAGGAGCUGUGGCCAUGCUGGUCGGGCCCAAUUCUCCUCUGGUCCUAGAACGAGGACUUAGAGGAACCCACAUGGAGAAUGCGUAUGACUUCUAUAAACCUCACCUGGCCUCCGAGUACCCUGUGGUGGACGGGAAGCUCUCAAUUCUGUGCUACCUUCGAGCCUUAGAUCGAUGCUAUGCAUUUUAUCGAAAGAAAAUCCAGAAUCAGUGGAAACAAGCUGGCAUUGAACGAUCUUUCACGCUGGAUGAUUUCCAGUUCAUGAUUUUCCAUACACCUUUCUGCAAGCUCGUCCAGAAGUCUGUAGCACGCCUGAUGUUCAAUGACUUCCUGUCAGCCAACAGCGAUGUUCAGAAUAGCCGCUACAAGGGUCUAGAGGCCUUCAGGGAUUUGAAACUGGAAGACACCUACUUCAACAAGGAGGUAGAGAAAGCUUUUCAAAAAGCCUCUUUAGAUACAUUCAACCAGAAAACCAAAUCCUCACUCAACCUCUCCACUCUAAAUGGAAACACAUACACCUCUUCCCUCUAUGGGUGCCUGGCCUCCCUCCUCUCCCAACAUACUGCCCAGCAGUUGGCUGGGACCAGGAUUGGUGCCUUCUCUUAUGGCUCUGGCUUGGCAGCAAGUUUAUUUUCAAUUCAAGUCUCCCAGGAUGCUACUCCAGGUUCCCCCCUGGACAAAUUAGUGUCUAGUGUAUCGGACUUGCCAAAACGCCUGGCUUCCCGCAAGUGUGUGUCUCCUGAGGAAUUUUCUGAAGUCAUGCUACAGAGAGAGAAAUAUUCCCAUGAAGUGAAUUUCUCUCCUCCUGGUGACAUAAACAGCCUCUUCCCAGGCACCUGGUACCUGGAGCAAGUGGAUGGGAUGCACCGCCGGAAAUAUGCACGGCGGCCUCUCUAAGGAGGAAUGGAUGGACCAGGCUGCCUGUCGUGAAUCAUCAGGCCCAUCCAGGCACAGGGUGAAGUGGGCUCCAGGAAACGCUGGCCAUGAGCAAUGCAGAAAGUCCACAUUUCAGGUCCCAACAGCAAAUACCUGACCUCAACUGUCAAACAUUACAUGAGCUGAACUAAAUGGCCAGCAUGAGCACAUGGCAUGGAGCUUUCCCUAGCAAUGCAUCCCAGCGAUCAACUGUUUGCAGACCCUUUCUUUAGCCUUCCCCCUUUGAAGACCAGCAGCACCCCCUCUCCCACAUCCCCUGGUAUAUUGAUGAAGCCGAAUACAAAGGACCUCUUGGUGAAGGGAACAAAGAUGGAAGAUGAAAGUGAAAUCUACCAUUUACCCCCAGGAGAGUACAUGGGUGAAACCUUUACCUUACUCAAUUCAAUUGAGCUAUGUGCCAGGUACCAGGCAAGGAAUAGAAAGAUUCUAAAAUAAAAAACAUUCACUGCCCUCAA